Fraxinus pennsylvanica is the source of this 1227-nucleotide messenger RNA. The record is from the annotation of a GenBank genome assembly. NCBI's taxonomy places the organism in Eukaryota, Viridiplantae, Streptophyta, Magnoliopsida, Lamiales, Oleaceae.
AUGGCGAGGGAUUUGUCUAGUUUGUUCACUAGACUUAGGCUCACAGAGAAGGAAGCUCAGGUGUUGGAGGUUGUCGAAGCUGUGGACGGUUUAUUAGUGGAAAAACGAGCAAAAUGUCUUGCUUUCAGGGUGCUCGCUGAACCGGAGGUGAACAAAGGGGCGUUGAAGACUACUAUGCUCCAGAUUUGGCAACUCGAAGGUAAGGCGGUUAUUAAGGAGAUUGGGCGAAAUACGUUUCUGUUGGAGUUGAUUAGGGUUUCGGACAAGAAGCGUAUUUUGUCGGGAAGACCGUGGUCCUUUGAUAAAAUUUUGCUUUGUCUCCAUGAUUGUGAAAGGGUUAACACCAUUAAGGAGAUAGGGUUUACUGAAGAGGUCUUCUGGGUCCAGUAUCACGACCUCCCUUUUGCAGGGAUGACCCAAAAUACGGGACAGGCCAUAGGUGAGCGUCUGGGGAAGGUUCUUGUUGUCGACACGGAUAGUACUGGGUUUUACUUUGGUGCAUUUCUGCGUGUUAAGGUUCUAAUUGACAUUUUGAAACCAUUGUUGAGGGGCUGUUUGAUUAACAUAGGCAGGACCCAGUAUUGGGUACCAUUUAAGUAUGAAAGGUUGCCUAAUUUUUGCUAUCAUUGUGGUCUGGUGUUCCAUCCAUCCGGUCGAUGUUCUCAGAAAGAAAAUGGAUCAGCCAUUGGGGAUGGGCUUGAACAGCAAUAUGGUCCAUGGUUGCGGGCGUCAAGGAAGAAAUUUGCAGGACUAUCGUCAUCGGAAGGGGCUGACCAAACCCAGUUGCAUUUCCCAUCUUCUUCUUGCCGAAAGCCGUCUAAACAUCUCACGGCCUGGAGGAGAGUUUGGUGCAUAAUCAGGUCCCUGAUUAUCAGCAGAAGGAUUUCAGUUGCAAUCAGGGGGAGCUGGUGGUGGAGGCUAUCGGGAAUGAUCUCAGUGCAGAAGUUCAGGAACUGGAUAAUUGUGGGGCAGAUCGCCCACGUGGGAAUGUUCUACUGGACCUGGGCCAUGGUACAAAUUGGAAAAAAAAGGGCCCGAUCAAGCCCAAUUUUGGCAAGGCCCCAAUUAAUGGAGGUGGAUGGUUUUGAGCCCAUAGCAUUGAGCACUACAGGUCAGGAGGAUGUUGAUGCAGAGGGUUCGUCCCCUAAACGUGUUAGAAGGGUGCUGGGUGAGAAGGAUGAUUUUGGUUUGGCAGUGGCUGGUGGGCAGCCCUGCGAGCCAGUUUGA